Messenger RNA from Hippocampus zosterae (dwarf seahorse), 2629 nucleotides. It is a transcript of the gene zcchc8, whose product is annotated as zinc finger, CCHC domain containing 8. Gene Ontology annotation, molecular function: zinc ion binding; RNA binding. Bases 35 to 2215 code for a protein of 726 amino acids. Gene Ontology annotation, cellular component: catalytic step 2 spliceosome. The transcript has 14 exons. The record is from RefSeq and is a predicted model, not a curated record. Lineage: Eukaryota; Metazoa; Chordata; Actinopteri; Syngnathiformes; Syngnathidae.
CCAAUGCGCCUGCUCUUCUUGAUCAGGGGCUGCAAUGGAAAAAAUGGCCGAAGUCGAUUUUGGAGACGCGGAGCUCUUUGAUCAACUGGAUGACUUCACACCGGCCCCCACACACAUUCGCUUUCCGGACAGGGACGACGCCGACACGGUGGAGGACGACGACGACGAGAAGUGCAGGCUCCGGAGCCGCCUGGACGAGUGCGACGACUGCAUUCAGAAGCUAACGGAGGAGAAUAAAGCUUUGAGGAGAAAGUUGACUAUUCUAACGCGGCCCAGCGGAAUCACGAUAGAAGAUGUCAACAUCGACGGCCCCAUCGCGCAAAUUAUUUAUUCCAACAAUGCCAUAACAAAGCAAUGUCGUCAAGAAAUUGAGGAUUGCCUCUGUGGGAUCAUUCUGAGACACCAAAAAGAGGCAAAUCGCAACAGACACUCGGCAUCAUCACACCUGAAACCUCAGCCGUCUUCCUUUGCCGUGGACGAAGACCCACAAAAAUUGGCCUCCACUAGUGUGAGACCAACCGAAGCCUUUAAAGUGGUGGGUAGCGCGUUGUACUUCACCAGCUUCAGCGUGGACAAACUGGGCCAGCCGCUGUUCAACGACAACCCUCAGCACACCGAUGGAUGGGAAGUGCCAACCUACCAGCAAGUCUUCAACCUGGUUAUCGGCGCAGACGGACAAGAAAUAGAAGUGAAGGACAAAAGGCCCAAAUCGAUGUGUUUUAACUGCGGUUCAAGUGCUCAUCAAAUGAGAGACUGCCCGAAGCCUAAAGACAUGGCAGCCAUCAGCGAAAGAAGAAAGGAGUUCAUCCAGGGCCAGACUGGGCUCGGGAACCAGCGCUACCACGCAGACGAGGUGGAGAAGCGUUUCUCCAAAUACAAGCCGGGAGUCUUGAGCAAGGAGCUUUUGUCCGCUCUAGGAUUGGACGGCAACACCCUGCCGCCGCUCAUCUAUCGCAUGAGGCAGCUGGGCUACCCGCCGGGUUGGCUCAAGGAAGCCGAAAUGGAGACCUCGGGUUUAACUCUCUACGAUGGAAGCGUGUCAAAUGACAGCAGUAUGAGCAGCGCACAAAACGUCUCUUACGAUGUUUCUAAACUGGUGGAUUUCCCAGGAUUCAAUGUGCCCGCACCAUACAAAGUCAAAGACGAAUUCAUGCGCUACAGUUCAGUUCCCAUGCAGAGCAACCACUUGAAGCACAACUUUGCCGCUUACCUGUCCACUCACUUUGCUUCGCCAGACAGCCCGAGCCGCAAGAGGCCCAACGAGUCGGAUUCGUCCCAACACCUCCGGAAGAGGCCCAGGCCCUGCCAUGAUAGCAACUCCGACAUGGAUAUCGAAUCAGAUCCUGGGACCCCUCGCCACGGCGACUGCUUCAGCUCGCCGCCACCUCUACCGCAUGGCACGCCGCCCGACACGCCCACGCCGCCGCCUCUGCCCACAAGCACGCCGCCCCCAACGCCAACCAAAGGCUCCACAGCAACGUGGGGGGCUCAAUGGGUGGUUGUGGACGAGGUCACGGAGGGGAGGGAGGACGAGCUCACCCUGGAGGAGCUGGAGGAGCAACAGAGGCUGAUUUGGGCGGCGCUCCAGAACGCGGAGUCCUGUAGUAAGCCUGAGAUGCCGGCGGUCGCGACCCCGCCGAGCACGGUGCCCAGCAAGUCCACACCAGGUGACUCGGAAACGGAAAGUCUCAAAGAAGUGGGUGGCUGUCAGAAUGAGAAUGAAAUGUUCCCUGGCCUAGUUUGUCCUCAGAAUGGCACACCAAGCCCAGCUGGACACCAAGAUGGCGGCACCCCUAGUCCUGCUGUGAUGAAAUUCACAAAAGAUAAUGCUUCUCCAGCCAAAUAUGGAGCCGACAGCCCCCACAGUCCUUCCCCGGUUAAAUCCCGUAUGGGCAGUCCCAAAAAAUCCCAGAAUGAAAGUCCUGCACUUAAAUCACAAGAGGACAGCCCCCAAAGUCCUUGCGCAAGCAAAUACGUAAAAGACAGUCCUCAGAGCCCCAAUCCAGAAUCUCAGGAUGUAAACGGGGCCUCCCCCAAGGCCGAGGCUCCCAGGGUUUCGGCCGUUCCCCCCCGGAGCCGCUUCGCCGAGGGCAUCGUGCCUUUCGAGGACACCCCUGAGUACACAGAGGUGGCCGAAGCUACGGGGACGUACCUCCGCAUCAGAGACUUGCUCAAGAGUUCGCCUCGCAAUUUAGCCAAGAAAAAAAUUGAAUGACAACAAAAACAAAAGUACCUUUUUUGGCUCAUGUUUUAUACUCACGAUUUUUAUGUAGAGCAUCUACAAGGCACAAAGAGACAUGAUGCAAAGUUUAUUUUUUAAAUUGUUUUCAUUUUAUCAUUAGUUGAAUUUGUAAAAAUGUUCAUUUGUGACCUAAAAUUGAUUUUGUAUUUUUUGGGGAGGGCUACACAACAGUCUUGAAGUAAACAUGUCUUGUUUGCCGCAGUGUGACACUAUUGAACUUACUGAUGUAUUUAUAUUUCUGAAUGUUCAUGCAGACAAUCACAGGGCACAUAUUGACAAUUCCCACUUACAUUCACAUCAGUAAUUGAUGGAAAGCCAACCCUACUGCAAAUGAAUGGUCUUUGUGAUAUAAAGGAAGACCAAGAUAAAUCAUCUCAAAACUUACAA